UGCCGCCGCUGAGAAGGCCGAGGCUGACAAGAAGGCCGCCGAGGAUGCCGCGGCUGCUGCCACCGUCACCGCCGCCGCGUGGACGAUUGGAGGAGGCAGGGGCAUCCUUUCUUGGUCUGCAGCUUUCACCUCUGUUGCUUCAGAUAGCGGCACAAGUGGAGCAGGAGGCUACAAUUGAUUUUAUACUAUGGCCUGUCGUGGAUAAUCGGUGCAUGGUAGGAAGAACAAUGGCAAAACGAGGACGGACUGAAGGCAGCGGAUUCCGUGUUGGUCGGAGAGGAAGACAUUGUCUUUAUCUAAGUGCCUCCUGCAACCAUCUCCUUGUAGCCUCAGAUAAUGACUUCAGAUGGAGAGGGCCGUAUAAAUGGCAUGCCAGGGAGCCACCAUUACCUAUGUUCGGGUUGGUUACCAUAAUCAAAUCCUUUUUUGCCCUUCUAAAUUAGUUGGCUCGAUUUCGUUGAUAAUUGAGUAUGAUUGGCAGUAUAUACUCCAGUGUCUUCGUUGUUCUGUUUUAUAAUCCAAUUGCCAGGAUGUUUGCUAUAUUUUUAGUAUGUACGUAGAUCGUAGGGACAUUACUGUAGUACAAAUGUCUUCUUUACAGGUUAUGCAGUCAACACAUUUUCUGUCUUUCGCCCUGUUUGUUUGCUGAAGCUCGUGCUCAUGUUGUAAUUGUGGCAUGUAAUCAGUCCCUGAUCCAUGUGUGUGUGUGUGUGUGUGUGUGUGUGUGUGUGUGUGUGUGUGACCGGAAAGGUUGG
Molecule: messenger RNA, 755 nt
Organism: Triticum aestivum (bread wheat)
Lineage: Eukaryota; Viridiplantae; Streptophyta; Magnoliopsida; Poales; Poaceae
Exons: 5
Coding region: 45-443 (132 amino acids)
Source: RefSeq, a predicted model, not a curated record